Pieris macdunnoughi is the source of this 381-nucleotide messenger RNA. The record is from the annotation of a GenBank genome assembly. Lineage: Eukaryota; Metazoa; Arthropoda; Insecta; Lepidoptera; Pieridae.
AUGAGGAAAAUUAUAACAACAGCAACUUCAGUCAGUCGAACCCGAGUCAAAGAUAGUGUUGAGCGGUUGAGCACUCAACCAUGUCUCGUGGAUGAUCCGCUUGACAUAACGGAAAACGCUGAUGACGAAGCGCGUGAAACGAAUGCAUUCGAAGACUUACUCGAAAGAGUGAGGAAGAGAGAUGCAUAUCGGGGCCGUUAUACGAGGGGAACAGCAACUUCAGUUGAACUCGAGUCCUCAAAUGUAGAGCGGUCGAGCACUCAACCAUCUCGCGUGGAUGAUCCGCUUGACAUAACGGAAAACCCUGAUGACGAAGCGUGUGCAACGAAUGCAUUCGAAGACUUACUCGAAAGAGUGAGGAAGAGACAAUACGAGGCGUGA